AUGUCCAAUAAAAUUGAUGAAUUCAAACAAAAACUGCUCACACUUUUAAAUAAACAGCCUGCAAAAAUUCCUUCUAUGGGAUUCAAUGAUGCAAACUAUCACUUCUCUCAAGUUCCAACCUUAUCCAUCAACAGUAAGACAGUUGCAGAUGCAGAUAGGCCAGCAGAUCAGGAAAUUUUGGAAAGCAUUGAGGCUGCCUUUUUCUCAAUGAAGGAAGAUUUCGAUAUAUGUAGAUUUGAACUAGAAAAACUUCCAGAAGUUCUAGAUUGUGACCAGAUCCAGAGAGAUUUCAAAAUUCUAAAGCAGCAACACCAAGUUGUGUCACAAAAAGUAUUACAGUUGAUAUUGGAACAUCAAAAUGGAUGUAAUACUGAACUAGAGAAAAUCACAGAAAUUCUUGAGCAAGUUAAAGAAACUCUAGAUUUAUGUCAAAUAAGCAGAAAAGAAUUGAAAGUUGCUGGCAAACAAUUCAGUGCUAGUCUUGGAAUAUUAGCCAAUUACAGAAAACGCAAGCUGGCACAAAAUUUAUUGAAUAAUUUGGAUAUGAUAAAAAAUCUGCACAGUUUUGAAAAAAGAUGUCAGAAUUGGAUGAAUGAUGAAGAUUAUGCAGGAGCUAUAACAGAGCUUAAAGUUUGUCAAAAAACUGCCAUCAAAUACAGACAUUUCAGUUGUGUUGCAGCAUUAACUUACAAGUUACAAGAAACAUUAGAAAAUACAGAUUCUCAGCUAGACAGAGUUCUUGCACAAACAUGUUUUCAUUUUGAUAAAAAUCGUUACAAGAAACUACAGGAUGCUUAUAACCUAUUGGAAAAAUCACCAGUUUCCAUUAUUGAUAAUUUACAUGUUCAUUAUAUUACAGCUAUAUAUAAUUCAUCUUUCAAUGUAGUACAUUCUUAUAUUACCUCAGCUGAAGUCCUGGAUUCAACAGAAAACUGUGGGAAAAAUCCUUAUAAAACCUUAUGCCAGGCAAUAGAUCAAGAUGUGUUCAUUCCAUGUCUGAUCCAGCUGUGUAAAGUUCUUUUCAAAAUUGUGUUGAGCUAUCAUCAGCUCAUGAGGUGGCACAAUGACAGUGAAAAUGAAAAUGAUGUUCUCAACAUUGAGACCAACAUGACCAAGCAAAAACUUGAACAUAAUCUAGUCAAAAUAUGGGAUGAUGUGCAGAGAAAGGUCUCCAGUUUACUCUUGAAUGCUGACCUGGCUAGUUACAAGUUUGAUCAGUUUGUUCAAAUUUUAAGGGUGGUACACAGGUUGAUACAAGUUGGAGAGGAAUUUUGUUCCAGUAAAUCUGAGGAUUUGCAGGAAUCUAUAAGAAAGCAGAGUGUGAACUAUUUCAAAAACUAUCAUGGGCAGAGGCUAGAUGAGCUGAAAAUCUUUUUGGAAAAUGAAAUUUGGGGAAUCUGUCCUGUCAAACCAUCUUUUGACAUUUUACAAUUACAAGAAUUCAAAUGUUUUCGCUACUCCCUCAAAAACUUCAAAUUCAAUCCACCUAUCAGCCCCACCAUGGUAAAUUAUUCCACCGCUUCAACCGAAUGCUGUUCCUCCAACCAUUCGCAGGAUGGCAGCAGCAUCAUCGGAAAUUAUUUUUCGAGAUACGCGGACCACGGUAGUCCUUUCGAUUCCGGUAUGAACGACGCGGUUUUCGAGGAAGAUAUCUUGGUGGGGGAAACCGAUGCUUCCGGGUAUUUUUCUGAGGACAGCGAGGAGGAAUCGGAGGAACUGAGAAGGGAGUUUGUGGAUGAAUAUGGAGAGGAAAAUAACAAGUCCAGCCAAAUGAAUGCUAAGGAGAGGAAAGAAAAACACCUUCAUAACAAUUCAAUUUUGACAAAUACCACCCUUACUGUAUUGCGGCAAAUGGGGAAAUAUAUCCAGAUGUCCAGACUUUUGAAACCUAUUGCAUAUCAGAUUAUUUCCUGCAUGAAUCAACUGUUUGAUUAUUACCUGUAUUCCGUCCACUUAUUUUUCACUCAAGAUCUAAGCGUGUCUAGUAGCAGUUUGUAUUCACAAGAACUGAACAUAACAUUGAAAAAGAUAUUGGACAAUUUGAUAUUAGAAGAUGAAUUUAAAGACUUGGAAAAUAACAUCGUUGAAAGCAAAGUACUUAAACCAUGUCUGUCGUCGAUGGUAGACCUUUCUAAACCUGAUGGGCUUUAUGGUUUGAUGGAGAGAAUUGUGGCAGUUGAAAGUUUGGUAUUUUUAGCGAAACAGUACGAAUUUUUGCAAGAUUAUUUGGAGUAUUUGGUACCCCCGAAUAAUAGGUUGAUGUUGCAACAGUUUUUUACUCAGAAUAUCGCCAGUGCUAUGGGAUUGAGGUAUCCAGUGUAUAUGGCUGUGGUCGCACAAAGUUUUGACCUUAGGCAAAUCCUUAUUUUGAUGUCUAAAAUUGAUUGGGAAGUAAGAGAUGUGAGGUCAAUGCACAAUUCUUAUAUUGAUUUAUUGUUGAAGGAAGUUCAAAUGUUCUCCCAAAGGCUUGAAGACAUUUCAUUGAGAGUUCCAAUAUCUUCAGAAGUUUCCAGAAAUAUUUGGGAGAAUGUCGCUCAUAUAAUUACACAUACACUAGUUCAGGGAUUUUCUGAUGCUAAAAAAUGUACAAAUGGUGGAAGAGCCCUAAUGCAGUUGGAUUUCGCACAAUUUCUUACAAAAUUUGAGAAAAUAUCUUCCCUGAGACCAGUGCCGCACAAGGAAUAUGUAGAAAAUUAUGUUAAAGCAUACUAUCUUCCGGAUCCAGAGUUGGAAAAAUGGAUCAAAGAACAUAAGGAAUAUUCUUCUAAACACCUUUAUGGUUUGGUGAGUUGUGCCUGUCAGAAUAAUAAAAAAACGAAACAGAGACUACUUCAAGUUAUUGAAGACUUUGAAAAAAAUCAAUUUAUCAGGUAA
This is a messenger RNA of Phaedon cochleariae (mustard beetle), 2874 nucleotides long. Lineage: Eukaryota; Metazoa; Arthropoda; Insecta; Coleoptera; Chrysomelidae. The record is from the annotation of a GenBank genome assembly.